This is a messenger RNA of Bacidia gigantensis, 1218 nucleotides long. RefSeq lists its product as uncharacterized. Gene Ontology annotation, molecular function: GTPase activity; translation elongation factor activity; GTP binding. The transcript has 6 exons. The record is from RefSeq and is a predicted model, not a curated record. Gene Ontology annotation, biological process: mitochondrial translational elongation. Gene Ontology annotation, cellular component: mitochondrion. Bases 1 to 1218 code for a protein of 405 amino acids. Lineage: Eukaryota; Fungi; Ascomycota; Lecanoromycetes; Lecanorales; Ramalinaceae.
AUGCCAACUCUAUCGCGAACUAUAAGUCCUUUGCUACGUACAAGUCGAUCAGUCUUAAGACAGACAGGGUCCAGCAAUCCUGUCCACCAAAUUUUUGCAAAGGACAUUCGAUGUGCACGCGGACUUGCCACAGCGUUUGAGCGCACUAAGCCUCAUGUCAAUAUUGGCACAAUUGGUCACGUUGACCACGGCAAGACCACGCUGACUGCCGCCAUAACGAAGAGACAAGCCGAGAAGGGCUACGCCCAAUUUCUUGAGUAUGGCGCCAUCGACAAAGCUCCAGAGGAACGCAAGCGUGGAAUCACAAUAGCUUCGGCACAUAUCGAGCCUCAAACCAGAGAGCAUCUCCUCUUGGCCAGGCAGGUUGGCGUGAAAAAGCUCGUUGUUUUUGUAAACAAAGUGGAUGCAGUAGAGGACAAGGAGAUGUUGGAGCUUGUGGAAAUGGAGAUGCGAGAACUUCUCAACACAUACGGUUUCGAGGGAGAUGACACACCUAUUGUCCUUGGUUCUGCUCUUUGCGCAUUGCAGGGCAAGUCACCGGAGAUUGGUGCUGAGAAAAUUGACGAGCUCUUAAAAUCGGUAGACGAAUGGAUACCCACACCAGAGCGAGAUACGGAGAAACCCUUCCUAAUGGCAGUGGAGGACGUUUUCUCCAUCCCUGGAAGAGGCACAGUAGCUAGCGGCCGAGUGGAACGUGGUCUCUUGAAGCGAGAUGCUGAGGUGGAGUUGGUGGGAAAGGGCGGCAAUCCAAUAAAGACCAAAGUCACAGAUAUAGAAACUUUCCACAAAUCGUGUGAAGAGUCGAGAGCUGGCGACAAUUCGGGACUUCUCCUGCGAAGUGUGAAGAGAGAGGAUGUCAAGCGAGGUAUGGUAGUGGCAAAACCCGGCUCAGCGAAGCCACAUAAGCGAUUCUUGACAUCUAUGUACGUCUUGACCAAGGAGGAAGGUGGUCGACAUACGGGCUUCCAUGAGAACUACAAGCCACAAAUUUUCUUACGAACAGCUGACGAAGCGUGUGCAUUCUUGUGGCCCGCAGACAAGGAAGAUAAGGAACAAAUGGUGAUGCCUGGUGACAACGUUGAGAUGGAAUGCGAAAUAUUUCAGCCAAUCGCUCUUGAGGAGGGGCAACGCUUCAACGUUCGAGAAGGCAAUCGCAUCGACGGACUUCACGCGAACGGUGAGUGGGAAUCUCAUGAACAAGCAGAAGAAGCUAGGUAG